AGCACGACAACUUUCUUGGCACAGCCCAUAUUUCACCGAACGACAGCAACCUUGUGCAGUUUGCCCCAUUUGGAGGAAAGCUUGGAGGGGAAAAAAUUAAAAGCCAAGAGAUGAGUGACCCCCAAAUUUGGCUUCUUGCUUUUCCAACUUCAAGUGCACUUCUCUUCCCAUACAGGUGGUUCCAUCCGAACAUCAAUGGAAUCGAAGCAGAGAAGUUGCUGCUCACCAGAGGCAUCCAUGGGAGCUUUUUGGCCCGGCCCAGCAAAAGCAACCCGGGAGACUUUACGCUAUCAGUCAGGAGGAAUGACGAAGUGACGCAUAUCAAAAUCCAGAACACUGGGGACUACUAUGACCUCUACGGAGGGGAGAAGUUUGCCACUUUGUCCGAACUGGUCCAGUACUACACCGAACAGCAGGGUCUCCUGCGGGAGAAGAACAGCAACAUCAUUGAGCUCAAGUUCCCUCUGAAUUGCCAGGAUCCCACCUCGGAAAGAUGGUACCACGGUCAUCUGACGGGCAAAGAGGCCGAGAAACUCCUCACUGAGAAAGGCAAACCGGGGAGUUUUUUGGUGCGCAGCAGCCAAAGUAAACCUGGCGACUUUGUCUUGUCGGUACUGACGAACGAAGACAAAGCUGACACGGGGGACCGGAAGCCCCGGGUGACCCACAUCAUGAUCCGCUAUCAGCCAGACGGAAAGUAUGACGUGGGAGGCGGCGAGCGUUUCGACACCCUCACGGACUUGGUGGAGCACUAUAAGAAGAACCCCAUGGUGGAGAAAUCAGGGGCCGUUGUGCACCUGAAACAGCCCUUUAAUGCCACGCGAAUCAUUGCGGCCAACAUCGAAAACCGAGUAAAGGAGUUGAACAAAAUGGCGGACCACAGCGAGAAGGCCAAGCAAGGCUUCUGGGAGGAGUUUGAGAUGUUGCAGCAACAGGAGUGUAAAUUUCUCUAUCCCCGGAAAGAAGGGCAGCGGAUGGAAAACAAAGCCAAGAACCGCUACAAGAACAUCCUUCCUUUUGACACAACGCGAGUCGCUCUUCGAGAAGUGGACGAGAGCCUUCCAGGCUCCGAUUACAUCAAUGCCAAUUAUAUUCGGAACAUUGCUGAAGACGGCCAAAGCUCUGAGCACAGCAAAGUCUACAUUGCCACCCAGGGGUGCCUCCAAACCACCGUGAACGACUUCUGGGCCAUGGUGUACCAGGAGAACACGCAUGUCAUUGUCAUGACCACCAAAGAAGUGGAGAGAGGAAGGAAUAAAUGUUUCCACUAUUGGCCAGAUAAGAACUGCACCAAAGACUACGGCCACAUCAGUGUCAGGAACGUCAGCGAAGUGGAAGCCCAGGGCUACCACAUCCGGGAGCUGGAGAUCGCACGGCUAGACAGGGAAGAGCAGCCAAGACUGAUCUGGCACUUCCAGUACGUCAGCUGGCCCGACCACGGCGUGCCCAACGAGCCCGGGGGGGUCCUCAGCUUCCUCGAUCAAGUCAACAAAGCCCAGAGGAGCGUCCCCGGCACUGGGCCGAUUGUGGUGCACUGCAGCGCUGGGAUUGGACGCACCGGGACCAUCAUCGUCAUAGACAUCCUGGUGGACACCAUUCACAGGCAAGGUCUGGACUGUGACAUCGACAUCCCCAAGACCAUCCAGAUGGUGCGAAGGCAACGGUCAGGAAUGGUGCAAACGGAGGCACAGUACAAGUUUGUCUACAUGGCCGUCCAGCAUUAUAUUGCAACGGAGCAGAAGGAGCUAGAAGAGGAACAGAGAAGUAUGAGAAAGGAGAAAGAAUACUUGAAUAUUCGCUACCCACCAAUGGAGAAACCCAGAGGCAAAGCCCGUCCCCCUUCGCCGAGAGUCCAGAUGGGAGUCGAGGACGAACCGGCCGCCGUUUACGAGAACCUCAACGUCGUCGCCGCAAAGGUUUCAGGGAUAACCCAGUCGGGGAGAUAGCACCUCGGGACCCCAAUGUUUACGGGGACGUACGUCUCUAUUUGUGCCUGACCCUUCUUGUCUUUAAUCUGAUGGCAAAAUAU
Anolis sagrei ordinatus is the source of this 2029-nucleotide messenger RNA. Lineage: Eukaryota; Metazoa; Chordata; Lepidosauria; Squamata; Anolidae. The record is from RefSeq and is a predicted model, not a curated record.